This is a messenger RNA of Tigriopus californicus, 2367 nucleotides long. It is a transcript of the gene PRL-1, whose product is annotated as PRL-1 phosphatase-like. Bases 1310 to 1822 code for a protein of 170 amino acids. Gene Ontology annotation, cellular component: nucleus. NCBI's taxonomy places the organism in Eukaryota, Metazoa, Arthropoda, Copepoda, Harpacticoida, Harpacticidae. Gene Ontology annotation, molecular function: phosphatase activity. Gene Ontology annotation, biological process: dephosphorylation. The transcript is spliced from 2 exons. The record is from RefSeq and is a predicted model, not a curated record.
AGAACAAGUCCAAGAAGACGGUCCAGAAGAGGUAGAAGCAGAAGCUGAAAAAGCAAACGAGUAAGCCCGCUGCCGUUCUGCUUGGAUUGGGGAAGACGUUCCUGCUAAUUCUCAGUUGUCUUGGCCAGCAUCGCCCCAACCUUCAACCUCCGACCUCUGACCGAGGAUUCUGACCGAGGAUUCUGACCGUGGUUGAACUCGCGUGAACCCAAGCCAUUAGAGCCCGACCGACCGAGAAGAAACAAUAUUACAUUCGUCUUCAAUCGUGAGAGUGACGUCUGUUUGACAAAAGUUUCCGUGUGAAACGCCAGCAGCUGUUGCUUCCUACGCUUCCUUGGAGGUCCUACUUGCCUAGGCGCCCCUGCCGCCUACCUCUUCCUCUCCUCCCGCUCCUCCAUUGUCAUCGUCAUCGCCACCAUCAUCACCAUCCUUGGCGCCGUCGUCGUCGUCGUCGCCCGCGACUCCCUCAUUAUCACCCCCUUCUCCACUCUGAGCCUCUUCGAGCUGUCAGCCUCCAUUUUAUUGCCUUUCGUCCCGGAGAACCAUCACGGGGUCAUUAAGUCUAGCCCAGUUCAUGGUCUAGCACGGGUGCCACUCAACCGUUGAAUUCAAGCUGGAGAUCCUGGAUUCCACGGAUCUCUGACCCACGUGUGUCCCCCGAACCCCACACAUAUGGAAACAGGUGAUCCCGGCGCCAUCGUCGCUUUUGUCACCAUCCCCCGUUUGGAUCCCUCGGUCCGAGGGCUCCGCGAAUGUGGCCGUGAUCCAAACUUCGACGAGCCCGGUUAGUAGGAGCCGACGACCCUUUGCUCAACCGACCGGCUGCCGCGGCCGUUGAUUGCCCGUUCCCGCAUACAUCGACAUACAUUCGACAUACAUCCAACCAUAGAAAAGGACAUCCAAGUCAGUGCUUUGGCUAUUCCAAGCUGAAGGAUUAGAGAGGACGUUUCGAGCCAGCCUUCUAAAGAGAAAAGAGAGCGCCUAGACACAAUAUCGACGUAGUCAAUCAGUGCUGUGAUCUUCAAUCUAAUCAACCUUAAAUUCGCCGCAAAAGAAGCUCAUCCCAAAAAUUGAGUGGUCUUCAUCUGAGUUGCCAUACUUACAUCCACUUGCAUCCACUCCCUUCAGCUCAGCCUAGCUUAGCUGACAAGCACGGUCAACUGAUACCGCGCGGUUCCCCUCCAUUCGUCGAGGUUCCCCUUGUGGAACCUUGCCCCCGACCGUCACCACGACGUCCAACGCCACUUCUCCCACCAAGCACCAGUCGUCGCCCGUGGCUGCUGCUGGUGGGGGAGCUUUACCUAGCAACAUGACGGGCAGUAAGAUCAUUCGGCCGGCACCGGCCGUGAUCGAAUGCAAGAAUAUGCGCUUCCUUAUCACGGAGCAACCCCAGGACUCCACCAUACAAAACUACAUCAAGAUCUUGAAGGAAAACAAGGUGACCCACUUGGUGUGCGCCACCGACCCGACCUAUCGAACCGAUGAUCUCGCCGCUGUGGGGGUGAACUUCACAGAACUUUCAUUCACAGAUGGCUCUCCACCCACAUCAGAGAUCAUCGAGAAAUGGCUUAUGCUCCUCAACAAGGAGUUUUCCAAUAACCCAGAAAUGUGUGUAGGAGUUCAUUGCGUGACCGGCUUAGGUCGUGCGCCGGUGCUUGUCGCCAUUGCUCUCAUCGAGCUAGGCAUGAAGUACGAGGAUGCUGUCGAACUGAUCCGCAAGAAGCGUCGAGGGGCCAUUAACAGUCGACAACUGGAGUUCUUGGCCAAGUACAAGCGCAGAAAGUAUUUUGGCAAGGACAAGAACAAGUGCCUGAUCCAGUGAGAACACACACAGCAAACAAACAAACAAACAAACAAACAAACAACAACAACAGGAGCAAAAUAUUACAACCAACCAAUCACCAUCCUCUUGUCCCUUCCCGUUCAAUUGUCAAUUGAAGUUGCAUCCUAUUUAUACAGCCAACUUGUACGCAAACAAAAACAAGAACUGAAAGUUUUUCCUAAUCAAUUUUUUGAUGAACAUGAACAAGAUCAAUUGACUCAUGCCAGCCGAAGAUAGUAGCGGAGCGAAGAGCAGUCCAUGUCACGGACGGCCUGGCAGGGCGGGACUUGCGAUUGGUUCCCUGCCCGAAAUUGCCACAAUCACUUCGUCAUUUGAUCUGACCUUUUUAUAAACCGCCCCCAAUCCAACAACCCCGGCACCAGGCCAUCACAGCCCGGGCUGUUCUCCUCCUUUCUCAGUGUGUUUGUGUCUGAGUGUGUGCGACCAAUAAUUCAAGCACACAUCUACCAUAUUUAGUAUCAUGGUGAUAAAUCGAUGAAGAUUAUAUAAUAUACUACUACUACUACUACUACCCUCUCUCGUCC